ACAGUGCGCAUGCGCCGUACAGUGACGUGUCCAGAAAGUGUCAAACAGAGGGAUGUAAAAAUGAUCAAAAACUCAGCGGAUAAACUCGCGGAGGUUCCCAUUAGUCACCGGCAGCUGCAGUUCGGAUAAUAAUCUCUACCGUGGAGUCUCUGUUAGUUUUAGCGUCCUUAGCCUAACGUCGUGUCCGUAGUUGAUCUGUUUUAAAUCGGUUUAACUCACUUUUGUACUCGCGUCAUUGAGCGUCGAGCUAACCGAGCGACGGUUGAGCUAACCGGAGCUGGUGAACCGGUCACAGCCUGAGCGUUAGUAUGAUAACCGGCUUAACUAUCUCUUAACAUGUAACUAAUGUAAACCUGGGAGCGUUAACGUUAGUUAGCCCUUUUAGCUUAGCUCUACCUCCUCUCACUUCGUACCGACUUCAGUAGCUCCCAGCCCGGUUCUCCAGCCGGGCAGCUGGCAGCAGGACACACCGAGGCAGCGGGGGAAGAAGAUGUCUCGAAGGCGGCUGGACAGUCGGAGCGGGCUGUCCGCGGGGCUUCUCGGGGAAAUACAGACCCCCAUCAGCACGGAUGCUAUCGAGAGUGUUUAUGAAAUCACAGGAGAGCUUGGAAGGUAAGACUAACAAUGUUUACUGUUAAAUAAACUACAUUAAAAACACAGGAAAGAGUCCCAGACUGUAAUGGAGACUGUUUUUGGUACUUUCCAACACUAUUUAUCCUACCAAUGAAAUAAAACCAUAACUUACCCCAAAAAUAAGAUCAUCCUCAACUUGAUUAGAGACUUAAAAUUUCAUGAACUGUGUGGUGAGUCUUAAUAGAUGCCUUAAAUGAUAUGAUGACUGAUGCAUUUCAGAGCACAUGAACUGAGGACGGCAACUGCUGAAGUUGCGUGUGCACAAAAUAUCGAUUCGCACAAAAUAAAGACCAAAAAAACAAAACAUGAAUUUUUACUGCAUUUAGACCACAUUAUUAAGAAACCGAGGAGGACCACGGCAACGCGUGCCUUUCAUAAUAAGCUAUUUUUUCAAAAUAAAAGACAUAUCAAACAUCACAUAUUAAAUAUUGACUUUUUUGACCAGCUGUUUGCGACCCAUCCAGAACGUGUCCGCAACCCACUUUUGGGCAGGGACCCACCAGUUGAGAACCACUGCUGUGGAUAACAUGGGCUUUCAAAAGUAGGACUGUUGCUAUAUUUCUGAGCUCUCUUAAGGCAAUAAAGUAGACAUUUUAAUCUCACUUUUGGUCCUGGAGGUGUACAGUUGAUUUAGUGGAAUUAAAAGAGAAUAGUUUUUUUUCCACUUUUUACAUCAAGCAUUGCAGAUAUCUCUUUUUCGGUCUGAUUGAAAGACAUAAGAAUACCUCCAGAGAGAAAGCCGACAUGUUGAAGCUAAUUAUUGGCAUUUAAAUAAGCUGUUAUUGUAUAGUCAUGAUUAUUUAUUGACAUUAUUGACUCUACACAACCACAGAAAUUUGCAUAUCAACUAAUACAGGUCAUUGAGUUUUAAAGCCCCAGUCCUACUUUGUCUUAAUCUUAUAUUGAUCAUAAAGUCCAGAACAGAGUUCAUAUCACAAAACAAGAUCCAGGAAUUGGAAUAAGAGUAUUUUUGUGUUUUGUUUUAUACUAUAUUAUUAGUCAAAAGAAAGCAUUACUAAAAAUGUCAUUUUUUUAAGUUGGGACAGAUACCUGGGACACUUCUGUUUCUUUAUGCAGCAGUUUUAAAGUGAAGUGGUCGGUUUCCAUUCCUUGAUAUCAUUUAUUAGGUAUUGAUAAUUAAUCUGGAUUGUUUAACAGAGAGGUAAAAGUAAUUUUGCAUUACAAGGAUGUCUAAACUAAUGUCUCAUAACCACAUUAAUAAAAUAUGUAAAAGCUUGGCAGUGAUCCCACACUUACGAUACUGAGGAAAGCCGUAUCAAUACAACAGCAGGGAGCCGGACAGUGACUCAUGCGGUCCACCCAUUACGGCAUACAACUCAGUGAAAGCUGAUUAUACAACAACGUUUAUCACUAGUAAAUACUCAUGCCAGCAAGACACUUGAUACUGAAACCGAACAGUCUGAACUGAGUUAUUGUUUAACUACAGAUUAAACAAGAUAAUAAUGAUACAUUAUGAAAUAACUGCCAGGUAUUACAUAUAGAAGAUUACUUUUAGAAGAUGAUUGAAGAACCGCCUUUUUAUUAAUGAUUUACAUGUUUUUUUUAAUUUGAUUUUGGUUAACUUUGUCGGAAAAUAACAGACGUUAAACAAGGAAAACAACAGAAAACCAGGUACAAAACUUCAUAAAUUCCACGCUGCAGGUUAUACAUUUGACAUAAAAUUACAACAAAUGAACAUGCACCUGUGUUUUCAACUGUACAUCCUGUACAUGCAGCCAUGCGUAUACCAAAGAGUACACUUAGAAAUAUCUGUCAUCCGAUAAGGUGAGAUGUGGCACGGACAGAUUGAGCAACAAAAACAUCGGUUCAAGUGAAAGGCACAUUGAAUUCUUCUGAGAAAAGAGUGCAAAGGUCCACUGAAUGAUUGUAUGAUUUAAAGUAGAGGUCAUGUGUCAGUUUCUCCCCAGGGAGAGGAGAUGUGAUCUGGUUUCUCCACAUGCUGACUGUGGGGCAGAAACACUUUCACUGAAGAGAGAGUUGUUAACAGAGAUGUAGUCUGUCUACAAAAGAGACUCAAACGCCUGCAGCUCUCGUGAUGUAGACUCAAGCCUGUGUGGGCCGAUGAUUCUGUGUUUUUAUUCAGGAAAAGCUCAAGCGAAUCAUCCAAACAAAGCUAACUACAUUUGGACUCUUGGACCGUAAGCUGUAACCACUGUAAAUACACGAGGCUCGUGGUGCCAGGGGACCUGACAUGAUCGUGCUACAGUAGACCUUUGUCAUCAUGUGUUUGGCUGUGUGAGUGAGCCAUGGCAACAGCUGAUGGUUGAUGAUGAUCAGACCAUAUUAUUUCUGAGGUGUGUCUGAAGUAAUGUGUCAUGCAACAACAUGAACUGCACAACUCUGAGCAGGACAGGGGGAAGGAAACCAGCACAUGUGGAAACCUGACUUCAGAAAGGAGAAAUGGCACAGACCACUUCUGUUCACUUACGUGUGAUUUGUACAAACAGGAAGUUCAGUGGUGCAAUAUUUUCAAGAACAUGAAGAGAGUAAUUGUACUUCUACUUUUGACCUUUAAAAGAAUUUGUUGUGAUCCCUGGCUUUGGCACACAGCAGUCUCAUUAUAAUUAUUAUAUUGAUUUAAUAAAAAUACCAUUGAUUGCUCAGACUCACCUUUUUUAACUCCGAUUUAGUAUCAGUCAAUAUGCAAGUUACUUUUUUAACGAGAAAAUUCAUGCAUUCUUCAGAAAUCUAAAUCUUAAAGUUGUCGCGCGAAGCUUGAACAUAUUUCAACUCUCCUUUUGUAUUCUUUAUUGUUUUCUACUGCUAAUGUUUGAACAAACUCUAACAGCACCUUCAGCAACUGAGAACUGGUCUAACAGCCUGCAGAUGCUCUUUAACCCGCCUUCAGAGUCUGCAGUACGAACCUUCACUGGGAAUCAGUGUGCACUAACUUUAACAAACAACUCACAACGUUAAACACCUUGUGCAGUUUAAGCCGUCUUGCCAAGUUGAUCGUGACAACUGGGUAAAGAGAAACUCAGAUUCGAAACGGAUCCAAAACUACCUGUGUUAAAUUUUACAGUUUAAACACCUAAUCUGUUUUUGGGUUAAUUUUCCUUCAAUAUAGGGUUUCAGUGUUUUGCAGACCACCUCAUUCUGUGUCUGUUCACAUUUUACACCGCAUCCCAACUGCUUCAAAAAUAGGGUUAUAUUUUAAAAAGCCAAACAUUUAACAGAAUUCCUACGUAAGUAUGGAAAGUAUGGAAGUAGUUUGAUCAAUUUCCACGUCUUAAAGUAUGGUAAAUGAGACAUAAAGAAUGGAAAAAUAUCCAUGUUUCUAGACUAUUACCACAGUUCUGAAAUACUGUUUUAAAAAAAUAGAAAAGUCAUUAUUUCCAAAAAUUAAUUCUAAAAAUUUGGGUAUGGAAAAGUAUGGAAAUUCCAACUGUGUAGGAACCCUGUACUAAAAGUUUUUUUAUGUGUAAAAAAAAAAAAAACAAAGCUGAGAAGAAAAUUAGAGAGGGAUUAAGGAACUACAGCUUUAUAUCUUUAUGUUUUAUUUGAUAUUAUAAGAAAAAUUAUGGUCUGGAAACUUGACACUGGAUAUUUGUGGUUAUUGUAUUUCCUGGUGACCAAAAGUAAAUGGACGGAUUUCUCAAAGGGGGCAAUGGGCAACUUAAACACUAAGAUGAUUUUUUUCUAGCCUAUUUGGUAAACGAUAAUGGGAUAGUUAGCUGGUGGUUUUACCAAAAAGACUCCUGACAAGGUGGGAAUCCCAGAAGAAAGUGCCAAUUUUUUUUAUUUAGACAUUAUUUAUUUGUACGGCUAAGAAACAGCAUCACCUGUAUAAGGCUAUGUUCACACUGCAGCAUCUUAUACGGAAUGCGUCCGUGAAGUGACCCGCAUGCGCACAAAGCACAAAUUUCUUUCCGCGCCUGUUUGUGUUGUCGAACAAUGGUGACGUUUGUCGCAUAUUGAUUACGUAUAGGUUGGAUGAACGCGACAUCUGAUAAAUUUCCGAUUUAUAUCCAUGUACAGAAGAGGCCUGGGUCGGAUUUGAAAAAAUCUGAAUUGUACUGUUCACACUGACAUGAAAAAAUCUGAUAUGAGUCACAUAUGAUUAAAAAAUCUCAGUUGACCUGCAGUGUGAACAUAGCUUAAGGUCCUUUUAUCUACUUUGUGUCUGUUUUCUUCUAUUUGGUUGAUGUCUCUUCUUCCCUUAGUCAGCUCCUGUGCUUUUCUCCUUCUCAUUCUUUUGUUUCCUCUUCUGAAGAACAGAGAGUUAUAUUUCACAUAUCCUUUAUGGCGUCCACCUACGCCACUGGGAAAGAACAUUUUUGUCACAUUAUCAACAGGAAACGGCGACAUCAUAAACAGGACACUGGAUGUGCUGUAGAUUGAUUUAAUAAUAAGUGUGAUGUGUGCUUGUAUCAACAUGCCCUCUUCAUUCCUCCUGCUAUCCAGGAUUAGUUUCUGUAGUUCAGAGUUUUAAUCAACCAGAGUCGAGUGUUUUAACACAGCCGGGUGAUUUGUAAGAAAGCUGAGGACUAAAACCAGCCGACGACCUUUGUCUGUUGUGGGGAAAAUAAUGACAUCAUCCUGGUUAUUUCUGCACGUGCUGUACAGCGAGAAGUUAUAACAAGGUGUGGUCAAGGAAGCAGUAAGGAGAAACUCGUCAGUUUCGAUGCAGAAAUUCUCAGGGUCCAGUAUCUUCAUAUCUGCUGGAAAUUCUCUUUAACUGAAUGUUGAAGAUUGUCCCUGACGUAUCACUCUUGACAUGCUCGUUUACAGUGAUAAGGGGCAAGUACCUGCUUAGUUUGUAAAAGACAGCAUGAUAGUAGAUUGUAGUCGUAUCUAGAGGGCAUAUCAGAAUACCACACUUUACUGUCAGCCGUAGAAAUGUACAAACCUAUCUGCUGUAGCAAAUGUGAAAUCUGCAUGUAAAUACGGUUCCUAACAAUGACAGGUGGAACUGCGAGGGAGUCGGAUAUUUCAGCGCCAUUGUUCUAUUCUUCAGGAGAAAUCCUUCAGGGCCUGUAACCUUCACAGUCAUGGGGCUUUUAUUUUGGUAGUGCACUUAUUAUAGGACUAUUUUUUCUCUUCUGUUGAGGCCGUUAUCAGACCUCAUCAUAUACCGCCAUAGAUACAACAGACUGUCUAUUGUUUAAGAGUUAAUAACCUCUGAUUACAGAUGGACCUGCUUAUCUAUUAGCCAUAUUGUUGUUGUAUAACUUAGUAGAUAAACCUUUAAAGACAAAGAUCAGUCCGGGACAUAUAUGAGGCACUGUCAUUUAUCCUGCUUUAUUUUGAAACUCAUAUUAAUGUCCGUUUUAAACAUAUGUUCAUGUCUUUUUACUUGGUAGGGGGAAGUUUGCCGUGGUCAAGCGCUCCGUGGAGAAAGCCACGGGGAAGGUGUUCGCCGCCAAGUUCCUUCGAAAGAGGAGGCGGGGCCGCGACUGCCGAGCGGACAUCAUCCACGAGAUGGCCGUCCUGGAGAUGGCCCGCAACAACGCCCGUGUGGUCAACCUGCACGCCGCUUACGAGACGGACCAUGACAUCAUCUUAAUGCUGGAAUAGUAAGUUAUUUCUGAACCAACGACAUCAUUGUGUUUUCUAGACCUGCUGAAAACUUCCUGAAUGUUUAAACCACAAACAAGCAAAAGUGCACUCAGCAGUGUGAUCUUGGAAAUACCUGUUUGACCACAUGAGAAGGACCCUCCUCCAGCAGUGGAAGGAGGUUUUUUUUUUUCCUACAACCCUCCUGAAGUUUUUCUACAAUAACAUUUAUUUUUAUUUCAUGAAUGAUUUUGAAAUGUGUGAAAAUAUUUGUGUUUGAGGACAAAUUUGUGCGUGAAGUGACGUGAUUUUGUAUGUCAUUAAAUGUUGUAGACAUGUGACCUUUAGCAACCACCAUACAUCAGGUAAAGGUCAUGAUUUUUGAAUCCCCUAACUGAGCUGCCCAGUCCGAUGAGAAUCUCUCUAAAACCACAAAAGAAGAAGAAGAGAGCGUUCAUGCAGAUGCCAGUAAUAAUAUUUUCCUGAAGUGCCCAUCCCUCAUGCAGAUUAAUCCUAUGAAACAUACAAACACUGAACUGAGCGGACCAGCUUAUGUUACCAUAGCAAACUAUCAAGGGUCCAGAGUCGUGUUUUUCCAACUUUAAGGAGCUGCAACUCUCAUUAUUUCAAAAACAGGUCUGUCAGGAUUUAUCUGCAGACCAAACUCUCCAGCUCAGUUAUGCAGCUUCAGUAAAAAUCAUCUCCCUUUUCUUCAAAUGAACGUCUGUCGUUGUCUGGCUUAGCCUUCGUCUAGUUUUCUUAACCAUUGAAAGAGAAAGCAGAUGUCAGACCAGGAUCGAAUAAAAGGAAAACUCGAGUUGUUGUCUCAAAGUGAAUCGCUGUGAUUUUGCAACCACACCUUUUAAUACUUCUGUAGACUCCUAAAUCCCUCCUUUGGAGCAAAGUCAGCGUCAACAAUUCACCGUGUUGAUCUAAGACAGCCCGGACUAUUAGAGAAAAACAUAAUUAGGAUGUUGAAUAACCUGAAAUGUGAUUAACUCCGCUGAACUUGAUGCUCUGGGCACAACUUUUGGCGUUUGUGUCUUUGUAUUAACGCUGGCAAACAGACUUUUCUGCAGGUCUGUGCCGUGAGUAAGCAGGGAGGAGGCUUCUUUUCUUGCUCAAUCACAGUUUGCCCAAACUUGUUAGCAUCGAACCGGUGACCCUCUGGCAUGGGCUGGUUACCAAGAACAUCAGGCCACCCUUUUAAUUCAGGAGGUUUUUCUCGUUUAAAACGCACCAAGGAUAAGGACGGCGUUGUGUAGUGAUUGUGCAGGUCUGAGGGUGUGUAUCUGUGCAUUUACGGUGUGUGUGUGUUUUUUUGUGGUUCAGCGCUGCGGGCGGAGAGAUUUUCGACCACUGCGUGUCUGAGGAGCUGCUGCCGGAGGUCCAGAUCACUCGACUGAUCAGACAAACACUGGAGGGAGUCCACUACCUCCAUCAGAGCAACCUGGUGCACUUAGACCUCAAGGUCCGCACACAAACACACACUCAUACACACACACACAAAGAGAGAGAGAGACGUGUGCAAGUGUAGCUGCAGUCCAGGGACGCUAUUUUUACAUGUUCCCUCACUUUGCCACCAACUUCCCCCUUCUGUGCUCGGCUGCAUUUUCCCUUUUUUUAGAGCAGUUGUGCUCAAAACCCCAGUUUCCUGUUUUCAUGACACAGUUUGACUCAGAACCAGGAUUAUAGGAGGUAACUGAACCACUCGCCCCGGGCAGAGUGGGAAAGCUCGACAUCACAGGCUAUGUCCACAAAGUGGAGAGACUAUCGGACGUGGAGCUUGAGUAAUAUGAGUAAUAACAGAUCCUCGGCUUUUGCUCUAAAUGAAAAAUAAGCAUCUAGCUGCAGGCGUGGAAAGCUCGCUUCCACGGUAUAAAACAAGAGUUUGAUCAUUUGCCUUGUAACAUUAUCACACAGUAACAUAAGGGUUCUGGACAGGCCCGGUAAAGACAGGCCUGAGGAAAUGUUGGUUUGGCUAAUCCAAAUCUAAGUCACCAAAACUCCAGAUCAUGUAGUGCAAACAAAAACCAGCACACUCUGUCUGUUUGGACUGUUUUUGCACAGGCUGAUACAGUCGUUUAAUAAAAGGGCUGUUUGCAUAGUGUCAUAUGGUCCGAUCAGUAAAUUCUCAGCUCUUGAACAGAUGAUAAUGGAAAGGUAAACACCUGCCCGUUUGAGCGUAAACACGUCUUUGAGUAAGUGUUCAAAGAGAGCAUGAGAGGAGCGGUUAUAUAACCACGUUUGAGCCCGGGUUCAAAGUCCGUCUUAUCUGUUCAGUCUGCUUUACAUGACGCUGACUUUAUCCUUCCUCUCUGAUUCAGCCCCAGAAUAUUCUCCUGACCAGCCUGUCCCCUCCAGGAGACAUAAAGAUCGUCGACUUUGGCCUGGCACGCAGGCUGGGCGCGGUCGGCGAGCUGCGGGAGAUUCUUGGCACGCCUGAGUAUGUGGGUAAGGUGAUGUUCAUGAAACGCGCUUUGAUACUCGGAGACAUUAGACAGGAUGUCAGCGGGAUCACCACAUCAAAGUCAGAAAACUCCGGCGCAGGCUGAGUGUAGUCUUUGAAGUUCACAAAGAACAACUUUCACCAAUUAUCAGUCAUUUUGGUUAAUGAGGCUGUUAGCAUUAGCAUGAGGGCCUCACCUCACCUUGAUGCCACGUAUUAAACCUCAAGAAACCUCAGCUUGUGUCAUUCAGCUACCUGAAGUAGAAUCUGAAAGAGUCAAAAAUACUCAGAUUUGGUUCUUGAUGAUGUUAAAGUUUUGGUUUAGUGAUUUUCAGUUACAGUACAGUGAGGGAAGAAAGAGCAACACAUGAAAUCAGUGAGAAUAACGAAUACUGAUGAGCUGAUGCUUCUCUGCAUUCUGCAUGUUGGAGCUUCACACGGCUGACACACACUCAAUCAUACACCCCUAACACUCACAAGAAAACUACGAACUAGGGCGGGGCGAUACAGCCUCAGAUUAAUAUCAUGAUAUAUUUAUAUUGGUGUUUUUAAUUUUUGGGUUAUCGCCCAGCCCUACUCCAUACAACAGUUUACUACUGAAUGUUAGCUCCUCUACUAAAGCCAGCCUCUGACAGGACUGCUCUUUUUUUUCUGUUAAUGUGAGGAUGUUUGAUUUGAAUGACCAGAAGUUCUGCUCUGAACCAGAGUGUUUGCAUGCAAAUUUGCAGAUAGCGAAAUUUACGACAACAACCGACAUCAUUUUGCCCAUGUUGAUAUAUUCAGUGUCAAAAGAAUAAAUAAAUCAAAGUUGGUUUGGGAUGUGUGUAGGUAGGCUUUGGUCUGGAGAGAUGGAGGACGGUUCUAAAGUUGUAGCAGCUGAAGUAGACAAAGUUACUGUAGGGGGUGAGCAGCUUGUGGAGUAGUUAUCAUCCAUUUAUCGUUAUCGAGGUGAACUGAUCAAUAUAUCGUGAUAUUGACUCAAGGCUAUAUCGCCCAGCCCUACUUCACACCCCUACCGGAGCCACAGAAAUUUCGACAAAGUCUCAUAAGGACCCUUCAGAGUUCAGAACUUAGAUGACUUUUAGAAAACAUGAAACAUGAUUUCAAAGAAGAAACAAGUCGUCUGGAAAUGUUGAAAGUCUGAAGAAGAGAGGGCUCACAUUGAAAUCUCAGAUUAACAUGAUUGUUGGAGGAUAAACAUGAGAUGUUUGUGGAUUUAAAUCUGAGUUUGCUGUACAGCAGAAGUAGAAAAUAUAUCAAGAAGCUUUUAAAUGACAUCUGUUUUUUUUUUCUUCAUUCAGCUCCGGAGAUCCUAAAUUACGAGCCAAUCACAACAGCGACUGACCUUUGGUGAGUUCAUUCGUUCAAACAUACCUGUGACUUCACUCUGAGGUAUGCACAGAGGUUUUCUGUCAGGUCACAGCGAUGUUCUCUGUGUUUGUGUCUAAAACAAAAAGCCGCUAGACAAACACUGGGAUUUAUUUGUAUAUGAAGGUUUAGAUGAUCCCUUGUUGUGCAAAACCACAGACCACAAAGUAGCUGUGUGGAAGCUAAUAGGUGUUUACAGUUUGGGUAGUUAUUUUCUCGCUCGCCUUUCUUCUUCUCUGUAUAGAAGAGUUUCCACUGUCAAACCUCUGCUAUUUCUCUGACAUGCUGUGAUUGUGUUUCUUUGGUUGUGUGUGUGUGUGUGUGUGUGUGUGUGUGUGUGUGUGUGUGUUCCUCCUCAGGAGUGUGGGAGUCAUAGCCUACAUGCUGGUGACAGGCGAGUCUCCGUUCGUCGGCGACGACAAGCAGGAAACGUAUCUGAACGUGUCUCAAGUCAGCGUGGACUACAGCAGGGAGGCCUUCUCCAGGGUGUCCGAGCUGGCCGUCGACUUCAUCCGCAAGCUGCUGGUCAAAUCACCCGAGUGAGUAAAGAGCCGACAAACAGCCCCGGAAUAGAAACCCAGUCAGGUGAUUGAUUCAGAGUGAGAUCAGAGGGAAAUGUUUUCACCGAGCCGUGAAGGAGAAGAUCAGACAUUCUUUUCCAUGAAACCGUCACGUCAUGUUUUAUUUCAGACUCUGCUCCAUGUGAGGAAUUCACUUAGAUCAGCCCGCAGCUCUGAACUCAUGAAGCAUCUUUUCCUCCACAAAAACAGGUUUUUAUGGUCGAACUCGCUGAGAUGAUGAGCGGCAUGUGUACCACACCUGAGGGGAUUUUUCUUUUAGUCUGUGACGGUGUUCCUCUGAUUAUUUUAAAGAUGUUUGUUCUUGUUACACCAGAAUUUACAGACAGACAUAAAUCUAAAUCUUUGUGCUGCUUUAACAAACUUUGACUCUUCUGUGAUUGUUGAUCAGUAAAAAAUUAGCUUUAAGUUUCAUUUAGUUUAUUGAUUCUAGUCUGGAAUGAAAUCUAGUUGUUUCCCCAGAUGAUGUGAAAGUUUUCUUCGUUCUAGAUGUUAAAAAAUAAAUAUCACCAGGACAGGUGUAUUAAACUGUGACGGAAAUAUUGUGUUUUGGACGAGCAGCUUGAGAGAUGAAUGAUGAAUAGUGAGUCGGUGGUUAUGGCAGAUUGAAAUCCUAAUAUGCUGAACAGGACCUGAGCACGAGGCUCAGAGAUCUGGUUUUAACUGUCCGCACAAAAACUGUAGUCUCAGCGAGGUUUGGAGUAUUUAACACGAACAUAAUCAGGUCAAAGAUUCUCGAGUUCUCUUAAGUUCUGAUAUUUUAAAAACCAUGUGAUGUAAUAAUGAUCAUAAAAAUCAAAUAUUGAUUGUUUUGCUCACAGGGACCGGCCCAGUGCUGCCGAGUGUAUGAGCCACCCCUGGCUGUGGCAGCAGCAGUUCUGUCUGAGUCCCGACUCCACCACCGCUGCCACCACCACCCGCACCGUUCGGGAGAGGAGCUGCGGCGCCAAGUGGGCCGCCCCGCCUGAAGACCCUGAAGACAAAGAGAACUUCCUGGAGUCUCCUCACUCUCACGCUAAAAGGUUUCGCUUUGAGGAGGGGAUGGCCGCAGAUGGGGACUUUUGAAAAAUUCCAAUAAAAGAAGCGAAAGGCGGGCGGGGGGACGUCUCCCUCCGAGCUUUUAAAUUCUUUUAAGCUUCCAGAAAACAGCCGCCCAUCACUCAGAAGUACUUACUUAUUUACUUCUUUACUUAAUUUCAAGAUCGACCACUCAGACCAAAGAUAACCAGCUAAAUCUUGAGAUCUCUGGCUGUUUAAAAAGUGUGAAAAUGUGUACAGCACGUCUCAGCUAAUGCAGUGUGUGUAACCUUAAGUAUUUAAUACCUUUUGUCGUCGUUAAAUUCUCCGGUCUUCUCUCAGGGCUGCAGAGCCCUCUCUGUUUUCAGUGUAUGGUUGUGCUGAUCUUGAAGGCUAGUGUUGAGUAAUUCUAGGGAAAUCUAUGCAAUACUUCUCUUGUGCGUUUAUUUUUUUUACCUGUUUUCUCAAGAAAUCUUUCGUAACUCGAUAGCACUCUGCCUUAAAGUCGCAGGUCCAGUGUUCCUAGUCACCAGCACGGCUUACUGUGUCGUUCAGCUGAAAGGACUUUUAUUUAUCGUCGAGGAGGAAUUUCUUUCUCACAGUCUGUGCAUGCGAAGCACAAAGAAGUCAGACUUUCUAAAAGGAGACGUGGAGAUAAGCUCCGCUGCGAUGAGGAAGUGUAGAAGAGAAUAAGGGACCGUGAGACAGCAGCUGUGUGUGGCUGAGAUCUGCUGCUGUCUCAUCAGAGCUAAAACCACCUGCAACAUGUUCACGUCCAAAAGAGUCCAGCAGAGGGGCUGAAUUACACACUCAAGAAUAUCACAUUCCUAAUAAGUCUGCAUUCCUUCAAAGAUAGUCAGUAUUUCCAGUGGCGCUCAAGCGUUUCCAUGAAUCUUCCUUUAGUCACUCAGACUGUAGCACAAAAAAAACCGACCAUGACUGCCGUACUCAGCUGAGCAGACUCCAAACUGAACUCCCCUCUCAGAAUUUGACUGAAAUGGACUGAUAGGCGUGAAGACAGAAGUCGCUCUUCUUCUUUGAGUGUUUGUACGAUCACUUCUGUCGUGUCACCUUCAGAGUUAACAGACGAGGGCUGCUGCAGACAGAAUUAAAAAGCUGUUUUCUUCGAGCUGCAGUUUCUGUCUAAAAAUGAGGUUACAGUCCGAUUCUGAAACAGCUCACCAGCAUCAUUUCCCGUCUUUGUACCGAUCAACUGUUCAAAUCUUCAGAAGGAGUCGGGUUGAAAUUGCAGAAGUAACUCUUUGACGGCGAGGCUUUAAAGGGACACGGUAGUCAUGGCAACCAUCCCCGCCACAGUAUGACAAACUCUUCGAACCGUACGGACUCACAAACCCGUGAAUCAUGCGGUCAUUCACACGCCACACCCGCGCUUACUCAGAGGAUUUCCUCCUGGUCAUCUGGCCCGAAAUGAAACAGCACUUAACUCCACGAGCGUGCGCGUGUCGAAGCGAUAAGCAGCGCUGCAGGAGCUAUUUCUGAAAGUCUGUUUGUUUGUGAGUCCUUGAGAGGCUGGCUGUGUUUUCACUCGUUCACCAAAGCCAUGCAGUCGGCGUGAUUUGAGUCUAAAGCUGCUUUAUUCCUCUGGGCUCAGGCUGCCUGAAGUCACACAAACUCCUGUUGAUCUCCUCUCAGGGCGCGCCGCUCACUCUCUCUGCUCACUCUCUUGCCUGUUUUUAUUUAUGUGCUGGACUUAUACUUUAUAUUUUUGUGUAAAUAAUGCUCACGUGUCUUAUGAGGAAGCGUUGAAAUUAUGUGGUGGUUGCAGCGGAUCGAGAGGUGACUGAAAGCGAGGAUUACUUUGAAGGUGGUUCUAGGAAGUUCAGAGAAAAUGGAAAUGAUAACGGGUCAGGUGGUUUAAGUAAAGAGGAAGGCGAUGAAACACUAUAGGAAAGAUUUAGAGGAGCAGUUUGACAAGUUUGGAAAUAAAAGAUCUAAUAUUUCUAAAAAUGUCAGACUCUUCCUGGGAAGGGGAUUCAGUAUUUCUUGAACUUGGACCCUUUUCACAUAUUUGGGGGACAGAAUGACAAAGAGGUAAAAAAAAAAAAAAGAGUGAAUUUUUCCAGAAGUCAUGAAAAACAAACCUGGAGGGGACACACUAAGAAACGAAAUGUGCUUAGAUUGUCCACACAGACCAGAGAAUAACUUAAGAUGCACAAAAUCAUCAACAAAGAGCACUUUCAGGUGUUUAAAAUCAAGGUUAUAGGUUAUUGAGAGGCAUCAGUAUCUAAUUCUGUUCUAAACCAGUUGAAAAGUCCUUGCAGGAGCUUUUUGUAGGUUCACUGCAGCCUGUUUUGCUGCUCAGGAACAAUUUCAGGUGUUAAAAAUCUCUACAAAGAGUGUAAAUCUCACAGGUGAUGAUCUCCUUCGCUUCUUUAGGUUAUGGAGAGACAGAAGUAUCUAAGUCUGUUCUAAACCAGCUGCUUUUUUUGAGGUUCUGCAGCCUGUUUUGCUGCUCUUGAACAAUUUGAGGUCAUGAAUGUUUGGCUAAAAGGGUCCAGGUUGAAAAAAGGCUGAAGGUCAAGUUGUGAUGUUGGUGUGAAGACAUGUAGGAAUGAAAGGUUUUCAGGUUGAGAAAGUAAACGAUGGCGAUGUCAGCGAAGUUUGAAAGAGAGUAGAAGCGUGACAGGAUGGCGGUCUAAUGUGAAAUAUGAGGUGCUAUUGAGUUUGCAGGAUUUACCACCUUUGUUCGAGUCUAAACCUCACCUCCACUAUAACAUGCAGCGCUGGCAUCUCUGAUUGCUCUUAAUCUCCAGUGAAACAUUCCUCUCUCUCUCUCUGCUCCGAGGUGCCAAGCACAAUGAGACCACAUUGUGUUUUUUGUUUGUUGUUGUCACCAGCUGGUACAAUGGCCUUUGUGUGGGAGAUGGGCGUCUCCGGCCACAGCCGUGCUCUCAUCCGUAUGCUGUCAUCCUUAAAAACUGGAACACACCACACUGUAAAAGAUUUUCAUCUCCCAGAGGAAUCGAAUCUCAUUGCGCUUGUAUUAUUAGUCAGGAUGUUUUCUUUACUGCUGGAAGGUAAAUCCGCUUUAUAGUGUAACGUAUCUCUUAGCUACUGUGUAAGAAAAUAAGCUUGAAACCUACAUCAUCUCAAUUUCAAACUCAGUCUACUCUGCUUUUAUACCUCUCCGAACAGGCGACUGUGUCUCGAACCGUCUCGAUUCAGGACGUCUGAAUUUCACGAGCUCCUUAGUGACACAUUCUGUUCCCUGUCGCUGCAGCGCCUGCAGAAAACAAGAGUUCAGAGUUGUCAUGUCACUUCACCUCAAUAGAAGAUGGACUUGUUUUGCAGCGCAGCGAUGUCAGGGAUCUCACUUUGCAGGAUGACGAAAUGCACAAAUGAUUCGAGGACAAAGUGCCGGCAUUGUCUGCCUCCGUCACUUGAACAUGACUUAUGCUGUGGCGUCCGUGCUCUUAUUUUGUACAGCUAUUGUACUGUUAUUUUCAGCAGCUAGUCACUCGGUGGCCUCUCUCUCUGUGUGUGUGUGAGUGUGUGAGCGAGCGAGUGCUCAUAGUCUGACGCUCGGACCGUGAUCCUCUAAAAAUGGAGCACUAGUUAACAUUCCUGUUUGUUCUCUGUGUGCCCACAGCGAGACUGAAGGAUACUGUAGAUCAGAGUCAAAUCAGACACAAGCACAAGCAAAUAAAUGUUCAUGAGAUGUUUGUUUAUUUUGCAUUUUAUAUUUUUUUAAUGUAUGAGCAUUCUGAUUGCAUCUGAAAUGACUAAAAAAGACUUAAUGUAUUCUGAUCAACUGCAGGCUAAUAUAUAAGCAUCACAAAGCAAACUGAAAAAGCUCAUUAAAGGUUUUAGAAAUAUCUCAUGGAGUGUUUGAUGUCCUUGGUUACUUUCUCCUCACUGCUGCCACCUGCUGUAUCAAGACAUGUAAAACACCCAAAGGUCGGUUCUUUUACAUUUAGACUUCUGCCACAUCUUAAUAUUUUUCAGGUUCAAUUUACCUUAAAAAAUUGCCCUCUUCCAAGCCACCAAAUCCCAUUGACAAAACUAGCAAUUUUACAUAAACAGCCCACAGGAUGAUCUACUGUUGCGCUGCUUCAAUGGCUUAGUCAAUUUUUGUCAAAGUAUGAAACUGACAUUAUUUCGGCUCUUAAAUAACCAUCCAAGAAUCCAUAAUUCAAACCAAAACUUGCUUAUUUAGACGGCAAAACACCAGCAGUUUCUGUGUUUCACAAGGUAAGAAUCGCUUGUUUUGUCAAUGGGAUUUGGUAGCAUCAAACAGAGUCAUACAGUUACUAUUUCUUGUUUUAAAAUAAGGGUCUACUUUUCAUAAUCUCAGCUGAAGUCUAGUACAUUUAGUAUCAACUGAGUUCCAGCUGAGUCUGGACCUUUUUCUAAAAUUCCAGAGUUCCUCCUUGAGUUUUCACUGCCUCAUUUCGAACAUUUACAGCAGAGGAAAAAAGCACAACGACAACAUAAAGCAGACAACACUUUUUAAACCUUCAUCUCAUCUGCCCUCUCAGACUCUCAGGUUUUAAUCAGCGGGUCGUAAACACAAUGGAAUGAUCUGAAGUUACAUUCAGCAGAACGAGUUACAGCCGUCAUCAUCAGCAUAGUGCAAGGGAGCUUCUUCGUAAGCUUACAUUUUGAUCACACACUGAGUAGCACGACAUACACAUGCUGCCACACCGCCACAAAAACAGCGAGUAUGCAUAUUUGAAUAUACUGCAGUAUGCAAAGUCUACAGUCGAUGAAAACAGAUCCAUCCUUUACAAUACUAUCAGAGAAAUCCGUUCAUUCAAACACGACUUUCUUCAUGUAAUGUUACAAUUUUCCUGGGAUAUUUGGUGUCGUGACAAAAUAUCGUUUACUAAGCUCAGGUAUUCUUCAGAAAUGUGAAACAAACCAAAAAAAAAGGAAAAAAGUUUGUUAUUAUCAUGCAGUCAUGAUCGGAACAUAAAAUAUUCUCCAACUAUUUGGAUCAACAAUAAUCGCUUGGAGUAAACUUCUCUGAAGUUUUAAAGCACUAACAUAAUCAAUAUUUAGUUUUAUUCCUUUGUUUUGGAAAGUUAAAUAAUUGUUUAGUGGAUUAAACAAACUCAAUUUUACUAUUUUUUAACUCAAAGAGAAAUAAGUGCUAAGACGAGUCAGCUGAUUUGUAUCCAAAGUGCAACAUCUGGAUAAAAAGAAAAGAUUGAGGAACAAUCUGCUACAAAAUCAAGGAAUAAGAUUUUUCUCCUCCUGGUUUAUGAGUUUAGAUUCAUGAACCACACGACGUUAAAUACAAUCAAGAAUCUCUGAUGAGGAAGUUCAGACAUUCACCCGUCUAAAAGUAGCUCAGCGCGAGUGCAGGUUUAAGGAGAAUGUAAAAGCUUUAGCCAAACAAACGAACAAAUAAACAAAGUUAAAUUAAAAUCACAGACGGUAGAAUUAUAUUCUAGACUUGUUCACAUAAUUAAAAGGGAUAUUCUGGCGUAAAGUUAAUUUAGGGUCAAACACAAAGUUAGACACCCCCUCCAGAGAUGAAUGUUGCCGACCGCUUGCUCCUCUAGUUAUACCAACUUUAGUAACGACAGCAGAUAGCAAUACAGAGAGCCACCAAAAUGCCACUCUAUAACCACAAAUAAUGCUCAGAACAGAAUAAUGCUUAAGUUGGUAUAACUAGAGAAUCAAGCGGUCGGCAUCAUUCAUCUCUGGAGGGGGUGUCGAACUCGGUUUUAUGCCAGAACGUCCCUUAAACAGAAAGAUAAUAAAUCAAUUUCUUCUAAAUCAACAGCUCUGCGGAGACUUGGAGCCUUAAUCAAAGUUAAAUCUAUUUUAGAUCUACAUAAUCCUCCUCAGAGCCAACAGGGACCCCAUCCCACUUUGUCCUACCCCUGGUUUAGGAGUCUCCUCUACAGGGAACUUGAUGUCCAGAAUGAAGCUACAGCUAAUUUCAGCUGAUGAGGCGCAGACAGAGAACAUCCACCCUGCUCACUGCCUCAUGUUUCUCACUUUCAUGUAUGUCCGAUGAUUGUCCAAUCACAAAUUUUGAUGUUUAAUCUUUUGUUUUCCAACACAGAAAUCUGCUCUUUUAUUACACUGAUUGUAUUUCCAGGUCAAAAGGUGUGUCUGAACCUCAGGAGCAGGUCUAAACGGGGUAGGGGUAGGACCAGCUGAGGGGACUAAGGCUGCAGCAGGACAUCAGGGAAUCAUUCAAGCCGGGAGCAAGUGCAUGUAGUUUGAGACAGAACCAAGCAGAAUCUGCCCCACUCUGGACUCGGAGCCCUUAGAGGACAGUAAAAUGAGGUAAGAGCAGCGGAUAAGACACUCAGAACUCCUGGAUGACCCUGAAGUGGUUCUCGAUGGAGGGGGGCUCGUCCUCAAAGUGCAGCUUCUUACUGGGGCAGGCCCCGAACUCCUCCAGGGUCUUAAUGAAGAGUCUGUGCUCACGGCCCACCCAGGCCCUCAUGGGGUCACACACCUCGUACGGGGUCACGUGGGCGUGGAUGGACACCCCGCUGGAGGCCAGUUCUUUCAGCACCUGCUUGUCUGUCACCCAGGUCUCGCUGCCCCCCGGGUGUCCCCCGUCCAGCCAGAACAUGUCGGUGAUGUGUUUGAUGAAGUAGGACAGCUGGGGGUCCGCGCGGGCCCCGGGCAGCUCGUACACCAUCUGGUUCAGGACCACGCAGCCUUUGCUGAAGCCCACCACGACGAGGGAGAAGCCGGAGGGGAUGCUGUCAGCGCCUCC
This is a messenger RNA of Xyrichtys novacula (pearly razorfish), 18268 nucleotides long. The record is from the annotation of a GenBank genome assembly. NCBI's taxonomy places the organism in Eukaryota, Metazoa, Chordata, Actinopteri, Labriformes, Labridae.